This is a messenger RNA of Caenorhabditis remanei, 1632 nucleotides long. RefSeq lists its product as uncharacterized. Lineage: Eukaryota; Metazoa; Nematoda; Chromadorea; Rhabditida; Rhabditidae. Bases 1 to 1632 code for a protein of 543 amino acids. The record is from RefSeq and is a predicted model, not a curated record. The transcript has 6 exons. Gene Ontology annotation, molecular function: protein binding.
AUGAGAUUACCACUGAUAAUUCUACUAUUUCUUUGUAAAGAAAUACUUGCUUGUCAAUCAGGAUGCAAGUGUCCAACACGUACGACGGCCGUCUGCAAAGGUUCUUCCCUCCGAUCAAUUCCAAUUCUUUUGGAUCCUCGUACCACUGUACUUGACCUUUCAAACAAUCGAAUCUCCCGACUUUCUGCCGAUGAAUUAAGUCUUUAUCCGAAUCUCGAGCAGUUGAUUCUUCGAAACAAUUCGAUAACUCAUUUGUCAUCUGAUGUAUUUUCAACUCUCCCACAUCUUCGUCUCCUCGAUUUAUCCUCAAAUAGCCUGUUGUCACUGCCAAAUGAAGUGUUCUCAAAGCUGAAAAACCUGAAGACUCUGAUCAUUUCAUCGAAUGAUGUUCAAUUGGGACCUGAAUGCUUCUCUGGACUCUCUCAAUUGCACACACUCUCUCUGGCUGAUAAUCGUCUCUCCUUCCUUCCUCCAUCAGUUCUCAAACCACUUUCUGGUCUGAGAAAUCUUGAUUUAUCAGCAAACAAACUUCUGUCAAUGCCGGCGUCUGUUUUGAAUAAUCUUGGGGGUCUCGAGACGUUGAGAUUGAGACAAAACUUGUUGUCAAGCCUUGAAACUGGAAUGUUCAUUGCUCAAAAGGAAUUGAAACAUUUGGAUGUCAGUGAGAACUUGAUUGGAGACAUUGAGGAAGGUGCUCUUUAUGGACUUGAGAAAAUGGAAACUUUGAAUUUGACCAACAAUCAACUGGUCCGUUUACCUGGAAACACGUGGUCUCUUCCAUCACUGAAAUGUCUCGAUCUCUCUUCAAAUCUGAUCGUUUCUCUAGAAACUGCUUCAUUUGAUGGAUUACCUUCACUUCAAUAUCUCAACAUCUCCCACUCGAGAAAUCUCAAAACAAUUCAGAUGGCAACAUUUGUUCAAUUGUCUUCUCUCCAUUGGCUUUCAAUUGCUUCAUCUGCUCUAACCUAUAUUCAUCCAUCGGCAUUCAAUCAAAUUCCUCCACUCUCUUACUUGGAUCUCUCAAAUAACGAGAUUCGUUACCUUGCUCCUGGAAUGCUUCAAUGGCAGAAUAUUCGAAAUCUCCACUUAGCUAACAACGACUGGCAAUGCUCCUGUGACCUCCGUGUAUCUAAUCUGAAACCACGUGAUGAUGCCAGAUGUUCGGGACCAGAGAAUCUAGCAGGAGCUCCAUUGAAUGAACUCAACUCAUGCAGCAUAUUGGGUGGUCUUCUGAUUCCAUUCCUUUUGGUUAUUUUCAUUCUACUUCUUGCUCUCGUUAUACUGGCACUAGCUUGCAAGAGACCAUCGAAAAGCUCCUCUUCAUCAAAAAACCGUGCAUUCUACAAUGAUCAAUUGAUUGCUGCUCUCAAUUCACACAAAGAAUACACAUUUGAUUGUCAUUCUCCAUAUACAAUGAGCUCCGAAGAUUCUCGAGAUUCGGCGUACGAGUCCCCAACUUCUGCUCUCAUGCCACGUCGACCACCUCCAUCAUGUCCACCCCCACCAAGGCUUUUGACACUUCCAAGAGCUGGUCCAACUCACGUACCUCCUCCAAUUGUUCCUACUCUUCUCAGGAAUUCGAACGAUCCUUAUUUGAUUCCAAAGUCACAAGUACCUAUUACGAGGCUAUAG